AUGUGCACCUUGGUAAGAUACGUAUCUCCGGCAAAUGGUUUAGUAAGAACUGAAUUAUUAGAACUGAUAUCGUUAGAUGCAACUGACUGUUCUGCAGCAAAAAUAUAUAAUGCCUUCAAAAAUUGUUUAACAGCAAAAAAUAUUCCAUUGGCAAAUAUUAUAGGACUAGCAUCUGAUGGUGCAAAUGUCAUGGUUGGGAAAAAUAAUUCAUUUUUUUCCCAUUUGAAAUGUGAUGUUCCUUUUGUAAUAUUAAUGCAAUGUUUGUGUCAUUCAUCAGCUUUAAUAGCUGGGAAAGCUUGCGAAAAACUUCCAAGAGGGCCCGAAGAGUUAAUAAGAAAUAUAGCUACUUACUGUUCUGGCAGUGCAAAACGCUAUGCACAGUUAUGUGAAUUACAGGACUAUUUUCAUGUGGAAAGAAAAAAAAUAUUAAAACUAGCUUCCACCAGAUGGCUUUCAAUGCAACAGUGUGAAUCACGCGUUUUAGAUUGUUGGGAUGUAUUAUUAUACUUUUUCAGAAUUGCUGUUGUGGAAGACAAAUUAUUAGCUGCUCAAAAUAUUCUUGCAGCAAUGGAAAAUAAUUACAAUAAACUGAAUGUUCUUGUUAAUAAUUCUUUGGAGGAUGUUAAUAUAGCAGAUCCAAAUAAUUAUUUGCCUGCUAAAGAUAUGAUUUUGGGAACAGAAUGUGAAAACUAUAUAAAGAACUUUUCAGCUGAAGCCACUGAAUUAGUUAAAAAUAAAUGUUUAGAGUUUUACAUAACAGCGGCUCUAGAAAUAAAAAAAAGAUUGCCAAUUAAUAACCACUUAUUCCAGCAGCUCAAAUCCAAAGGUGGCAUUACAUGUAGCAACAGACGAAUCAGAAAUAAAUUUUGA
Messenger RNA from Acyrthosiphon pisum (pea aphid), 870 nucleotides. RefSeq lists its product as uncharacterized. The record is from RefSeq and is a predicted model, not a curated record. Bases 1 to 870 code for a protein of 289 amino acids. The transcript is spliced from 2 exons. Lineage: Eukaryota; Metazoa; Arthropoda; Insecta; Hemiptera; Aphididae.